CACGCUUCUCAACUUUUCAUUACCCAUAUCAUUGACGACGAUGAGUGCCAUGGACACAGACGAAAUCUCUGUGGUGCUCCCAUCCACGACGACAUCAGGCCUAUCGAUAUCUUUGCAUCCUUUACCGAUUCUGAAUGUUUCUGAACAUUUGACGCGACGGAAACUGCAAACAAACACCUCUACUCCGUUCAUUCUUGGAGCCCUGUUAGGCACUCAAAAUGGAAGAGAUGUGGAGAUUGUAAAUACGUUUGAAUUAGCUGUGGAAGAGGAUGGUGCUACAGUGGAUCAUUCUUUCUUGGUAUCGCGGCGUGACCAGUACAAGCAAGUCUUUCCCUCCUUGGAAUUCAUUGGCUGGUACACGGUCGCUCCCCGUCCCUCUUCACGCCAUAUUGCACUUCAUUCACAAUUUACAGGGUACUGCUCGACGCCUCUUCUCCUCCUGCUUCAAUCUUCCAAUAAUGUUUCCACCGGCUCCGAUGGCAAUCAAACGCUUCCCUUCAAAGCCUAUGAGCCGACCAUCGAGAUUAGGGACCGCCUCUCUCGUCCAGUCUUCGUUGAGGCGUCGUACAAUGUAGAGACAGGUGAAGCAGAGCGGAUCGCUGUUGACUGGACUGCACGCGGUGGCGGUAGUGGCACGAGUUUGGAGUCACAUCUACAAACGCAACGAGCCGCUGUCAAAAUGCUCCAUGACAGAAUCGUCAUAUUGGUUCACUAUGUCACAAAGGCUUUGGCAGGCAAGACGCCCAAGGACCAAGCUAUUCUUCGAUCCAUCUCAGCUCUGGUAGCGUCACUUCCUGCCACUGAAAACAAAGCUUUCCGCGAGGAAUUCGAUACGGAGUACGAAGAUGUUCAGAUCACUGCUUUCUUGUCUUCCCUGACCAAAUCAACUAGCAUUUUGAAUGAUCUCGUUGAUAAACACCUCAUAGUCACAGCCAACCGAGAUGAUAAGAUGGGGCCUCGUCGAAGACCUAUGGGAAGAAUGCCGAUGGGAGAUUGGCACUGAGUUAUGUAUGACUCAUAGAAACCUGUGUCAUGGUUAUCUUGUGUUUUCUGUUACGACUUCUUCAUUGCUGUGUAUCGUUGGUCGAGAGCGAGAAAACGAGUAAUUCUGUAUAAGAUGUGCCAUCACGUACUAUAUACGAAGGUUGCGAAUGAAUGACCAUGGAGAG
This is a messenger RNA of Guyanagaster necrorhizus, 1169 nucleotides long. RefSeq names its product COP9 signalosome subunit 6. Gene Ontology annotation, molecular function: metallopeptidase activity; protein binding. The record is from RefSeq and is a predicted model, not a curated record. The transcript is spliced from 9 exons. Lineage: Eukaryota; Fungi; Basidiomycota; Agaricomycetes; Agaricales; Physalacriaceae. Bases 41 to 1003 code for a protein of 320 amino acids. Gene Ontology annotation, biological process: protein deneddylation. Gene Ontology annotation, cellular component: COP9 signalosome.